AUGGCGUGGUAUUAUCCUAAUUAUUUACUGCCCAAAAUCAGAGGGGUCAUUCAGUGCAGAGAUUAUGCAAGGAACACUACUUUUCCAAGUUACUAUCAAAAUCCAGUGUUUAGAAAAGAAGAUCAAGCAAAACUUAUAGAGAGUUCAGAAUUGUCUAAAAUAGCAGCGUUCCCAGUUAAACCACCCGCUGCAUGUGAAACUAGUUCUGUAUAUCAUGAUCCAAUUGUAAAUAAAGUUAUCAAUCAUAUAAUGGAAAUGGGAAAAAAAUCAUUAGCACGAUCACUUAUUGAAAAAGCAUUUGAGAAUAUAAAAAGAACACAGAUUGAACGCUACCAUUUGGCUUCAACACAACAAGAAAAGGAUAAAAUAGAAUUAGAUCCUAAGAAAAUACUGCAUCAAGCUAUUGAAAAUUCCAAACCUUUGCUUCAACUAACACCUAUCAAGAGAGGUGGUAUAACAUACCAGGUUCCUGGUCCUAUAACAGAAAACAGAUCCCUGUUCUUAGCAAUUAAGUGGCUUUUAGAAGCUACAUAUGAGAAAGAAAGAACAGUUCAUUUCCCUGAACAAUUUGCCUGGGAACUUUUGGAUGCUGCUAGCAACUCAGGGAAAGUUGUAAAAAGAAAACAAGAUUUACAUCGUCUUUGUGAGGCAAACCGUGCUUACGCACACUACAGAUGGCAAUAG
Messenger RNA from Arctia plantaginis, 684 nucleotides. Lineage: Eukaryota; Metazoa; Arthropoda; Insecta; Lepidoptera; Erebidae. The record is from the annotation of a GenBank genome assembly.